This is a messenger RNA of Schistosoma haematobium, 6787 nucleotides long. RefSeq lists its product as uncharacterized. The transcript is spliced from 12 exons. Bases 32 to 6787 code for a protein of 2251 amino acids. The record is from RefSeq and is a predicted model, not a curated record. NCBI's taxonomy places the organism in Eukaryota, Metazoa, Platyhelminthes, Trematoda, Strigeidida, Schistosomatidae.
UUUACAAACAACGUCUUCAUUUAUCGCGUCGAUGGCUUGCCAAUCGGUUUUGAUAGUUGCUGGGCGUAUUGACCGAGACUCGAAUCAGGAGAAGUUGUCGAAGCUUCUUUACGAUGGCUUACUGGCUGCAUUUGGUGAGGAUCUGGACAAGUUAGAUGCACAAUUUUUAAAUUGUUUAACCAAGCCUGUGAAUGCAAUUGAUAGUAAAGAAUAUGGCUCAACAUUGGAGUAUGUUCUUCGUGAAAAUAUUUCCAUCCGUGUAUUAUUUAAUCCAACAUCAGAUCAAUUACGUUUUGGUUUGCAAGAAGCACUUAGUCAUGUGAUUGUCAAUAAUAAUUCAGUUGUUGAAUACCCAGUGACUCCAUCAACAUUGGGUAAAGUUUGUAUGGUGUAUAAUGGUCAACUACAUGGUUUUACUGGUGAUUGGCUAUUACAAGAUUCAUCUUUCAGUGGAAACAAUUUAUUAUUAUGGCUUAAUAGUGAAGAAGCUAUGAGUUGGUGGCCUUAUUUAAAGAAAUUUUCAAAUUUUGGUGACCAAAUUAAAUUACACAUUAUCACACCGAUUGCUGGUACUGGAACAUGUUGGCCAGUGGAUAAAUCUGGUCGUCCACAUACUGUACUUACACAAAUCAACACUCGUAUGGCUAAAAUUGACAUUCUUAUAGAAGCAAGUUGGCGUUUGAAUGGGAAGCCAUUAAAUAUUCAUGGAAAUUUAUCUGGUUUUGAAGGAUUACGAUCAUUUGUUGAUCAUAUCAUACAUCAACAUCCGAUUACUACAAUACAGUCUGAUUUAAAUAGUAUAUCAACUGGUACUGCAUUAAAUACUACACGUCCUGUAAUCUAUAUAUUCCCAGGACAUGGAAUAGCAUCACAAUCAUGUGCUUUAUUUGCUAUACAAGGUUUUACAGCACUUCUAGGUGGAAGUUAUACAUCACAAACGGUUCCAAAUUGGUGGUCAAUGGUGAAGCAUUUGCCAAAAUUAGAUGUUACACUUCUUCCUGAUUGGUGUCCAUCAAGUAUUUUGACAUAUCGAUUCAUGACGCAAUUAUUAAAAUCUGGACAGGAUUCAAUUGGUAUAUUAGGUGAAAUAUUAGUGCCACCUGGAAAUACCUCCUCUACAGAAGGAUUGUCCGAUAUAUCCACUGGUUUAAUAUUAACUCCACCUUCACUUAUAUCAGGUCCUCAUCAAGGAACUUGGGCUUCAUCGUCUAAUCCUUCAAAUGACACCAUUCCUUCUUCUGUAGUUCUUUAUUCAAAGUUGGGUUGGGGUGAAUUAAAACUACAACCUUUGUCACAUCGUUCUGGUCUUGUACUUAUAUGGGAAUCAGUUGUACACGAUUUUACUUCACAGCAACCUUUGUGCAUUGUAAUGCCAUCUGUAUUACCAACAAACACUAAUCCAGUUCAAAAUUUGACACGAUUCAUUAAAGGAUUAUGCCAAAUUCCACAACUUUCUGGUCCAACAUCAAAUCGUACUAUCAAAUCAGUUGUUAAACUUGGGACGAAACAAUUAGUUCGAGCUCAACCUGCACGUCCUUCUAAACCUACUUUACAUGCAACAGGACAGAAAGAGACAAUUACAUCAAAAACAGCUAACUCUACAAUGAAUGCUAAGCCAUCACCAACUAAGCCUAUUUCAUCAACUCCUAAUCAUAAUCAACGAACAGCGACUACUACUCCAUUAAAGACGCCAUCGUUAGCAGUAAAUCAAUUGAAAAAACCGAUUAAUGAGAAUACAACUAACUCUAAAUUAAUGAAUAAUUCCCAUGGAGUUGAUUCUCAUCAAAAACGUCCAUUGUCUUCAGUAGACACAAAGAAAACAUUUAGUGCAUCGAAACCACAUGUUGCAACUACGAAGCCUGUUAAUGGCGAGUCGAAAACAACUAAUCGGCCAUUGUCUGGGCCUAAAGCAACACCGCUAGCAAAACCGAAGACUACAACUACUACCAUGGCAGAACGUUUGACAGCACAUUCUAAUCUUGUUAACCAGCAUGGAUCAAAAGCUCCUCCUCGUAAAUCAGAGCCAACAACACAUUUGCCAAAUAAAUUACAAACAAAGAAGACUUCUAAUUUAACUGUGACAAGUAAUCGUCUACCAAGCGCUAAACCUGUUAAAGAAGAAUCAGAAACAGUUGAACAGACGACAGAAUUGGUUGAUUCCUCCUUACCUCCUGCUACACUUCAGAAUAUAUCACUUAAUAAUGAACUAACAUCAGUCGAUCCAAUGUUAAACAGUUUGAUGAAAUCAUCUAUACAUGAAAACUCAGAAAACCAUUUAGACAAUUUAUCACUUACAAAUCAGUUUGUCAUAACAGAUAAUAAACACAUCAUUUCAACAGGAACAUCAUUACAAAGGGAAAAAGAAGAAGAAGAACAAAGAGAAGUAGUAAAACAACCACAACAUGAAGUAGAAGAAAAAGAAGAAGAGUAUAAAGUACAUAAAGUAUUAAAAGAAAAUCAAAUGCUGGCAGAAGAAUCCGAUGAGCAAUUGACUAUUGACUUAGAAUGUGAAUUAAAACCAACUACACCAUUAUCGUGUGAUGACUCACUAGCCGAAGGUGAAGAAGUGGAGGAAGAGGUGGUGGAAGAAGAAGAAGAACAUGAUCACGAAGUGGUAGAGAAGGAAAUGAAUUCUUUUAAUCUAAAUCAGUAUGAACAAAAUCAAGUAACCGAGGAAGAAAUUGUAUCUUCAUUAGGAUUUCAUGAUAUGCAAUCUUACAAAACACCAUUUGAUACUCCAUUUGAUGUAGGUAUAACAGAAUCGUCAACAGUUUUUGAAACUGAUAGUAAUAAAUCUAUAGGUAAUAGUGUAGUAAUCGAACAACAUGAACCACAGCAUUUAGAACAAAAUGUAGAAGAUGAAUUAAACAGAAAUGUUGAUAUCGAAGAUAACCAAACCUAUGUGAAUCAUUUACAGGAAGAAUCCUUACCAUUCAUUGUCAACAAACAGUCGCUGGUCGAAAAUUCUCACGAUAUAAAUUAUUUGACAACAAUGCAAGAAACGGGACAAAAUGAUAAUAUUUUUGGGUCUGAAUUCAAUGUAAAUAAUGUUUUAAAAGAACAACAGGUUGUUGAACGCAACGAAGAAAAUUUCCAAGACGGAGGUGAACAGCGACAACCAGAGAAGGAAUUUAAUUUAGGCACUCAAGACUUAUCAUAUGAAAAAGAAGAUAUUAUUUGCCAUCGUUAUGACAACUCUAUGAGUGUUAUAGGGAAUGGUUUAUCUCCGUUGACCAAUAAAACAUUGAAGUUGGACGAACAAAUGUUCCCAUGCAAUGAUGAUGCUUUUGUAACUACACCAGGUGAAAUGGAUAAUUCCUUUGACAAGAUACAAAGUCAACGACCAAUAGAAGAAGGAUACUAUGAACAAAUUAAACAGUAUCCAGAUGAAGGUGAAACGAUACAAAUGGAAGGUAGAGAAAAGUUGCUAAAUUACUCAGUUGAUCAUUCACAAGAUGAACUAUCUUCAUUCCAUGCUGUAACAGAUAUUGAUGCUAAUAUAACUAGUGAUUUGAUGCCUGAUUUCACUGAUCCUCGAUUUAGUAACGUGACAGAACAACCUCACUUUAAAGAAGAAGAGAAAUCUGGAAACGAAGAUGAAUGUGAAAUACACUAUCAGCCACAACCAACCGAAGAAACGUAUGAUGAAAAUGUGCAGGAUGUACAAUAUGUCCAAAGAGAACAAAUCGCAGAACAUUUCAACGAUACUAUAAGUCAGCUACAGGAUCAACUGUCUCCAUCUGUUUUUGAGAAAGAGUUAGUUGAAGAACCUCAUGAAUUACUACAGUCCUCAAAUGACUUAGACACAGAACAAAAAGUAAUUGAAGAAGCUGAUGUGAACGAAACUGAGCCUAAAGUAAUCGAUUCAAAUAAAAUUGAAGGAGUAAACAUCAUCGGACCAUCUGAUUUUCUCACAGAAGUUAUUCCUCUAUCUGACGAGCAGAAUAAUGUGCAUGUCAAUCAACCUUAUAGUUAUGUGCCUGAAGAUUAUUCACUUCAAAAUGAUGAUGAUGAUAAUGAAGAUGAUAAAUUGACGAAAUUUUCACGAACUGAUGUAGUAAAAGCAAUGGAUAAUGAACCUGUUUACAAACAAACACACAUCAAUCUCAUCGCUGGUGAACAAACACACUUAACACAAACUGCAGCAGAUGAAGAAGAAGAAGAAGAAGAAGAAGAAGAAGAAGUUACUAAUCUUGAUAAUAUACAAUAUCAUGAUGAUGUUAUAGAUCAUUCUUCUCAACCAUAUAAUGUCCAAACUCAUGCACACCUAGAUGAAAAAAGUGAGGAAGGAAAAUUAAAUAAAUCAUUUACAGAACUAACGGCAAACUAUGAAGAGAACUACGUACCUAAUUCCACUGAAACUGAAUAUGAACAAAAACAUGAACAAUAUCUAUCAGAUCAAGAAACACAUAUUGAUAUGGAUCAUCUACAAUUGGAUCAUCAUAAACAAAUUGAAGAAACUCAUUCAGAUAUUGAUGAAAUGGAAAAAGAAUUUGUCAUACCAUAUCAACAAAAACAAAUCAAUACUGAAUGUGAUGAAUCCUCUUUAAGUCACAUAAAUAUUGAUUACAAUGUGAAUUAUGAUAUGACAACUGAUGACUACAAUAGAACAAUGAAUUCCCAUGAAAUUCACUCACAACAAAAUAUCGAAUCAGAGGUUGGAAAUGUUUCUCUAGAACAAGAUAUUGGAAAUGCUCAAGACGAUGAGAUGUUACCAGAUAAUUCAUUACUUAGUACAGCAACGACUUAUCCUAGUGAUCCCACUAAAUAUCAAGUUGAUUCAAGUACAGAUCAAAUAAUAAAUAAUAUUCAAACUCUAGAGGGAUUUCCAUACAAUAAUCAUUACCUGUCAGAUGAAACAAAUUUUACGAUUCAAAGAAAAGUCGAGACAAAUGAAAUUGACGAAGAAUCACAUCAAAAAGUAGAUUCGACAACCUACGAAGAAUCACAUAUCGUUAGUCAUGAUAUACAUAAUGAUAUUGAUAGUCCUAUUGAAAUCCACUCAAAUUCAUACCAAGAACUAAAUAACUCAUUACAUAUUGACACUGCAACAAAUGUUGAAGGUCAUCACCAACAGCAAUUUAUUAGUCCUGAUUCAGAAAUCUCAGAUAAUUCAACCGUACAAGUGCAGCAACACUAUGAAGAACGUGUACAGGAAUGUGAACAUCAACAAGACGAACAACAUUCUGAAGCUGAUUUAUUAAUUUAUAGUCCAAAUCGUUCAGUCUCACCAAAUUACAAUAUUGUCAGUUCAACACAACAACAUUCAAAUGAAGAAGAAGAAGAUAGAGAUUAUGUUGGGGAUGAUACUGUCGUGUAUCACAAUGAUGCGGUAACGAUGAGUAAAGAGUCAGACAUAGAUCGUCAUCAGGAUCAGCAUUAUCAACAAUUUGAUGUAGAUGAAAAACUACUUGAGAAUUCUACAAUAAAUGGAUUUUCAAACUAUUCUAACGCCGUCCACCAACAACAACAUCUGUAUUCAGAAAUCCCGACUGAUGACAGUGAAGAAACAAUGAUGCAAAGAAUGACGAUGAUGAUGUCAACAAAUGUUGAUGUAAAUAAUAACGAUAAUGAUGAAAUCACAGAUGAUACCACUACUACUAAAAGUGGUAAUAGUCACGUCAAUUUAGAGCAGCAGUAUUUCAACGGAAACACUAUUUAUCAAACAAAUGAUAAUGUAAACGAUAUCGAUCAUUCCAUACAUAUCACUCCAAUCACUAAUCACCAUCUUCAAGACAGUUAUAUUGCACAUACAAACGGAUUUAAUGUCUGUGCCAAUGGUAAUGAAUAUUCCAACUUGAAAACAAAUGAGAUCAAUGAGGAUGAGAAUCAAGAUGAAAUUUAUCAGAAUCAGUGGAAUAAGAGUAAUAAUCACUAUCUUUCAGAGACAGCAAUUGAUGAUAUGAACUUUUCAAAAGACUCAGAAAGUGAUUAUAUGAAAGCAGCACAUAUGACACAUUCUUGUCAUGAAGAAGAAGAUGAAGAACGUUCAUAUAUGAUCAUGACUACAACUCCACCACCAUCUGCUACAUCUACUACAGCCACUACUACAACUCCAUCGAAAGAUAUGGAAAACUUUGGGAAAUUUUUCAUCGACAAAGAUCAAUUUUUACAGGAUAUACGUCAGAAUACAUCAUCUCAUUGUAGUCCAACUGAAGAAAAAUUUGAUCCAUUGAAAGCUUGGGGUCAUCCACUGGGUCUACCAGCACCAGUUCCGCCAACUACAAAUCAUUCGAAAUGCAAGUUUAUGAUUAUGUUUUUUUUAUUUUUACAUCAACAAACGAAUUUAACUAAACGUGUACGAUCAGCUGAUACAAGCGGGAAGGCAUUAAAUACUGAUGAUUCAACUCUACCACCUGGACCACCAGUUUAUCUUGAUGCUAUUUGGGUUCCUAGUUAUCUUGUUCGUGUACCACAAUCUUUAAUUGUGGAGUUUUUCAUUCGCGUUCGAGCAAAAUUAUACAUUUUAUCCGGUGAAGCAUUACAUCCUAAUAUCGCUGAAGCAUUAAUUACAGCUAAAACAAAGUGGAAUCCAGAUGAUGUUUCAUAUCUCUGUCGUUGUGACGCUAAUUCACCUGAUGCCUCUAUAACGAUACUCCCAACAGAUGAACCAAAAGAAUGGAUACGUUGGUUAGAAACACCAUGUGGUCGAUUAGACGAACAGAAAGGCUCUGAUCGUUUAAAGGCAAAUCAUUUUCAUCUGUUACCUGCAGCUAAUCUAUGCAGUACUCAAUUUAAUGCUGGUGAUACGAUAUUUGAGUGUGAAGGAUUACGUGUUGAACUUUGA